AUUCACUUCUAAAACCUAGAGUAGAGAGGAAGAAAGAAGAGAACGCUAGCACGUUCCCUGCGGCCGAUCCAAUCACGUGCGUGUGGAUACCGGUAGAGCUCGGGAUCGUUUUCUCGUACUGUCUGACAUCCUUGAUUAAGAUUGCUAUGUAGCAGGAUGAAUGCCAACGCCCUGUUCGCGAAGAGGAAGGGCAAGACCCAGCCAAAGGAGAAGGGGCCCUCGGGCCAGAAGUCAGUCGACGCGCUUUUUCCGAAGGUCAUAGAGCCUUCCGCCGGGGACGCCCAUGCUGCUGUGGGGACCGGGGGGUCGAAGGCCGAGGCGGCCGUUAAGAAGAAGAGGAGCGAUAAGGGGGUGGAGCCCCCUACCAAGAAGCAGAAAGCCGCCGUGGGCGCCGUCGAGGGGGCGGCCCCCCUCAUAGUUAUUGAUGACGCGCCCGGUGCUGAUGGGCCCCUAGCCUCGGUCACCCCGGAGGAAGCACCCCGGGAGAUCCGUCAGCUCUCUUUUUCCCCCGGCGCUUCAUUGAUGCACGGCACUGCCGAGCCGAGGGCCUUCCUGCGGGGUAUCACCUCGAAGAUGGACAGGGAAGUCUUCGAGACCUACGAUGAUGAUGCCCUCGAGAACAGGAUCCUCCGGUCCUCGCUCACUGCCUGCAUAGCCCUCGAGGAACAAGCCCGGAGGCGCGAGGAAAGGCGUCUUCACGAGGCUGCCCAGGAUAAGAAGAUGGAGGGGCUGAUCCGCAAGAACUCCGAGGCGGUGAAGCAUGCUGCCCA
Cuscuta europaea is the source of this 770-nucleotide messenger RNA. The record is from the annotation of a GenBank genome assembly. Lineage: Eukaryota; Viridiplantae; Streptophyta; Magnoliopsida; Solanales; Convolvulaceae.